GCAGCUUAAGAGCUCCGCCGACAAGCUGCUGAUUGUGUCGAACCCGAAUCACCGGCGCUCGUGGAUGAUGAAGCCCGGCGUCGCCGGAGGCGCAACUGUACAGGAUGCAGAUUCCCUCAAGACGGCAGAAGAGGUCGCAGCAUAUCGGGAGGCGAGCCGGAAGAACCCGAAAAGCAUGCACUAUUUGAAGUUGGUGCGGGAACUGUUGGAGCGGAAAUUGCCGAGCGUGCGCUAUGUAGCGCCGCUGUUUGCCGACGCGGUAGAAGAGCAGUCUGAAAUUACAGGUAGACCGAGCCACACCAGGGAUCCUGCUGGUGCUGCUGGGGUCGCAGCCACACUACACUCGACUCACGGCGCGGCUUCCACCUGUGCAAAUUCAUCCACGUCAAACCAGCAGGAGCUGCAUGAAGCAGGCGCCGCACCGCGCGCAUUUUUACCGCGUCAUCCCGAAAGUGGUGCAGCGGUUAUAUCAGAAGAGCACCGGUUGUUCCCGCUGGAGGAGCAGAAAGAGCACCGCCAGUACCUCCAUCGCCAGGACCUGCAACAGCGUUCGGCCGACAACGAUCUCUACAAUAUGGUGGUCGGGGCCACGGGCUUUGUCGCCGGCGGUCAGUCGCAGUUCAGCACCUUAGCGCAGACACUGGCCCGGUGCCUGGAAGAGCCCACUGGCCCUGGAGGAGCGGAACCCGCGUGCGCUGGUGGCAUGGGAUUCUGGCAGGCGGCAGAAAAACAAACGAGAAGCGAUGACCAACUUGCGGGAGAUGAUGACUCGGGUCCUUCUCCGGAAAAAGCACCGGUGGAUGAAGAAAAAAACACCAAUCCGCUUGUGGUAUUGAGAACACGAAAGAACGAUCGCUAGUCACUUCAUCGCGCAUUUCUGAUAUCCACUGAGUUUUUUGUGUACGACUCACAUUCAAUCAUUUGUUUUUCCCUGCUAAUUCGAUGAAGUAAAUGAGCGACACGCUCAUAUGCAUUGAUAGAGAUACAUUCCCAAAUAAAAUCGCAGGCAGCUAACUCACAAAAUUCGAAAAAGAUAAGAUACACUCCCAGGAAGGAACUGAGUAUGAGUAGCAGUUUCUAUGUAGUUCAAGUUCUGGAAGCAAGCAGGACUGGAUUUUUGAAGACCACUCAGUAGUAGACGUUAUACCACCCAGCGAUUGAUGAGCAAUUCUAAUUCAGUAAGUAGAGAGGUUCAAGCUAUAUAAAGAGGCACAACUGCAAGCGCAUGGACAAGCCGUCUAUAUGUUGUUUUCUUUUGGACGAACACGUGUGUAACAGUUUUGAGACUGAGGAGGUCGCGUACAGCUGCAUGGCGCUCCUGAAGAUAGAUGAGGAAGUUGUUGCAGGCCCAUGUGGUCUUUCAGCAAGCAUAUCUCGCUGCUUUUGAUUCAAUAAGAAGCAAUUUGUGUGCUUGCGGAUCGAUAGCGGUGUUUGUGCU
Messenger RNA from Amoebophrya sp. A120, 1438 nucleotides. The record is from the annotation of a GenBank genome assembly. Lineage: Eukaryota; Dinophyceae; Syndiniales; Amoebophryaceae.